AUGGACGACGCUCUGGCCCAAUUCAGCAGCAUCACAGGUGCAGAUGCUGACCGAGCAAAAUUCUUUGUGGAAGCUGCAGGCGGAGACGUAACUCAGGCAGUGAGCGCUUUCUACGAGUCUGGCGGCAAUGAUGCCGCAGACGCUUCCGUUGCUGGCGAAGCCCCCGUUCAAGAAGCGCCCAGCUCGGGACCUCGAACUCUAUCUGGUGCUCCGGCUGAGCCUUUGCCAGCUGGGUGGGGAAGUAGCUCUGCGCGCAGUGGAAGCGCAUCCAAGUCCGGUGGCGGAUUCAGUGCAGGUGGAGGUCGAGGAGGAAUCUCAACCUUGAGGGAUCUGGCUGGCUCGUCAGCCAGCUCGGGUGCAGGUCGUCCAGGUCUAGGCGGGAUUCGUAGGGGACAGGACUCGGACGAUGAGGAUGACGGACCACCGGACCUGUUUGCAGGAGGUGAAAGGAGCGGAUUGAGCGUGCAGGAUCCCAACGGCGCGCGAAGAAGAGGACAGGGUUCGGCUCCUGACGUUGUUGGCGACAUCUUGAGACAGGCGGCUGAAGCCAGCGCUCAGCGAGGUGGCGACGAGCAGCCGACCCUUCCUCGAACAGGCGGUCAGACGCAAAGUAGCUUUGGAGGCAGAGGCAGGACCAUCGGCGAUUCGGGCGAUGACAACACCGAGACAGCCGGAAAUACACAAUCCCCCACCGUGGGCAACGACGAUGGGGACGAAGAGGAAGAGGACGAUGAUGAUGAGCCAGUCACGCGCAACUUGACCUUCUGGUCGGAUGGCUUUAGUGUGGAAGAAGGUCCCUUGAUGCGCUACGACGAUCCUCAGCACGCAGACACUCUUGCACAGAUCAACGCUGGACGCGCACCAUUGAGCUUGCUGGGUGUGAGAUUCGGUCAAAGAGUGGAGCUCAGAGUAGCCAGACGCACAGAGGAAAAGUACACGCCGCCUCCGCCUCCUCCUAUGCGUCCAUUUGGCGGCGCCGGGAACAGACUGGGCAGUCCAGCUGCAACAUUCACGGGAAUAGGGUCCAGCGUGCCGGGAAGCUCCACCGCCACUGGAUCGACGACGACGGCCGCUCAGCCAUCAGGAACCAAUGCACCUUCUGCUACAAGCACACUGUUCCAGGUGGACUCUUCCCAGCCAACCACGUCGUUGCAGAUCAGACUCGGAGACGGGCAAAGGCUGACCGGACGCUUCAAUCAUACUCACACGGUUGCUGAUGUCCGAGCAUACAUCAAUGCAUCCUCCGCUGGCAUGGCAGCCAGAUCUUACGUGUUGCAGACGUCUUUCCCGCCCAAGCCAAUACAAGAUGAAAGCGCGACGUUGAAAGACGCCAAUCUUCUCAACGCAGUCGUCAUCCAAAAGCUCACAUAG
Messenger RNA from Ceraceosorus guamensis, 1371 nucleotides. RefSeq names its product SEP-domain-containing protein. The transcript has 4 exons. Gene Ontology annotation, cellular component: cytosol; nucleus. Lineage: Eukaryota; Fungi; Basidiomycota; Exobasidiomycetes; Ceraceosorales; Ceraceosoraceae. Gene Ontology annotation, molecular function: ubiquitin binding. The coding region runs from base 1 to 1371 and encodes 456 amino acids. Gene Ontology annotation, biological process: proteasome-mediated ubiquitin-dependent protein catabolic process; Golgi organization; nuclear membrane reassembly. The record is from RefSeq and is a predicted model, not a curated record.